CACAAGAUGGAUUUCUGGAAUCUGACAGUCAGAAUCACUUUCUUGUCGCAAAUCACAGUUGGAAUUCUGGGGAAUGUCUCUCUUCUGUUCUACUACCUAGUGCUUUACCUCAGAAACCGCACAUUAAAGCCCACAGACUUGAUUCUCAUGCACAUAAUGGCGGCCAAUGUCUUGAUCAUUCUCUCCUCAGGGGUGCCCCACACAAUGGUAGCUUUCACGUGGACGCGGUUCUUGAAUGAUUUUGGAUGCAGGCUCCUAAUACACAUUCAAGCAUUUGGCCGGACUGUGUCCAUUGGCACUACCUGCCUUCUGAGUGCCUUCCGGGCCAUGACCAUCAGCCCCAGAGGAUCCUGUUGGAAGCAUCAUAAAGUCAGAGCUGCCAAGUACAUUGGCUGCUCCGUUUCCCUCCUUUGGGUCUUGUAUAUGUUGAUAAAUUCCAUUAUCUUUGUGUACCCAUUUAUCCAAAGACAUAGCAAAAACAUGACCAGAAAACUAGAUUUUGGAGACUGUUCCAUUAUAGGGAGUGAUGACAUCAGUGACUCUCUCUAUGCAGUCUUGGUGGUGUGCCCUGAAGUAGUCUUUGUGAUGCUCUUCACCUGGUCCAGUACCUCCCUGGUUGUCAUUCUGUACAGACACAAGCAGAGAGUUCAACACAUCCACAGCUCUCGUGGUUCCAGCCGAGCCUCCCCUGAGUCCAGAGCCACCCAAAGCAUCUUGAUCCUGGUGUCCACCUUUCUGGCUUUUGAUACUCUCUCCUCCAUCUUAAAAGGGUGCAUUGCUUUUUUGUAUAAUCACAAUUGGUGGCUAAUGACCAUGGAUCACCUCACCUCUCUGUGUUUUCCCUCUUCUGGACCCUUUAUUCUUAUGAAUCAUUACUGUUUUGUGCCCAGACUCCAUUUUGUCUGGAGAAGAAAUAACUCUAUUAUUUUAAGUAUGUAA
Acomys russatus (golden spiny mouse) is the source of this 939-nucleotide messenger RNA. RefSeq names its product vomeronasal type-1 receptor 4-like. The transcript has a single exon. Gene Ontology annotation, cellular component: membrane. Gene Ontology annotation, biological process: G protein-coupled receptor signaling pathway. The record is from RefSeq and is a predicted model, not a curated record. Gene Ontology annotation, molecular function: pheromone receptor activity. NCBI's taxonomy places the organism in Eukaryota, Metazoa, Chordata, Mammalia, Rodentia, Muridae. The coding region runs from base 7 to 939 and encodes 310 amino acids.